Molecule: messenger RNA, 255 nt
Organism: Phytophthora infestans T30-4
Lineage: Eukaryota; Oomycota; Peronosporomycetes; Peronosporales; Peronosporaceae
Exons: 3
Coding region: 1-255 (84 amino acids)
Source: RefSeq, a predicted model, not a curated record
AUGGCGGACUGCUCCGACGACGUACGACUAACGGGUCGAUACGGUGGUACCAACCUACUCGAUCUUCCAGACGAAAUGCUCAGUGACCUCCUGCAGCUAUCGCUGAUCUAUUUGGGUGUACACGUCAACUUCAAGACAAUAGCUUCGCUUACAGGGGUUCCGAACCUGCAAAGUUUCACGCUAGCGUGGACAAAUCAAAUUCGGGAGCUACCGAACUUUGACAACGUGCCAAAACCUCUUCCAAGACUCGAGUAG